Molecule: messenger RNA, 396 nt
Organism: Arachis ipaensis
Lineage: Eukaryota; Viridiplantae; Streptophyta; Magnoliopsida; Fabales; Fabaceae
Source: RefSeq, a predicted model, not a curated record
AUGGCAAAUGCAGGGCCCCAUACAAAUGGUUCUCAGUUUUUUAUAUGUACUGCCAAGACUGAAUGGCUUGAUGGGAAGCAUGUUGUGUUUGGAAAAGUUAUUGAUGGGUACAGUGUGGUUAAGGAGAUGGAGAAGGUUGGUUCAAAUGCUGGGAAGACAUCUGAACCGGUUGUUAUAGAAGAUUGUGUUCUCAAUCUUGCAUAUGUGAUUGACCCAAAAACUACACCAAUUGCCGAUGAAGCUGAAAAUUCCACACCGGAAGAGAAAGAAAAGAUUGUUCAACUGAAAAAGAAACGUGAUGAAGAUACUUUUACAUGUCGAGGCCAUAUUCUUAAUACUUUGUCCGACCGACUCUAUGAUCUCUACAUGUCAAUUCAAUCACCAUUAGAGAUUUGA